AUGACUGUAUCCGGAGAACAUGAACACAAAUGUGGACAUGAAUUAGAGGCAGCUUUGAUUGUAAGGGUCAGAUGCAAGAUUGCCACACCAGGAAGCAGCAGCAUAUUCGGGCCGCUCAAUCGACGCAACCCAUUCUCCCAGUUUCUGCAACGGCCAACUGAAAUGGGCGCCCCGCCUCUCCUACGUUCUUCGCCUCGACCUUUUCAACGACGAUCAUCUGCUCAUUCACUCAUCCAACCACGCAUUCAGCAAUCAUUAUUGCCGUCAUCCCAUCAUCAUUUUCCGGUAUUUCUGGGGAUAGCCUUACAACCAUUCGUCAUUUGUUCCCAACCUAUAAGUGCUUAA
Cercopithifilaria johnstoni is the source of this 345-nucleotide messenger RNA. NCBI's taxonomy places the organism in Eukaryota, Metazoa, Nematoda, Chromadorea, Rhabditida, Onchocercidae. The record is from the annotation of a GenBank genome assembly.